Molecule: messenger RNA, 1794 nt
Organism: Parascedosporium putredinis
Lineage: Eukaryota; Fungi; Ascomycota; Sordariomycetes; Microascales; Microascaceae
Source: the annotation of a GenBank genome assembly
AUGCGGAUCGGGAGUAAUUCCCAGGGCCCUCACCCAGCCUCCAUCGAGCGUCCAGUCCAGCAUCCUGAGUGGGACAAACCCAGUCCCGGAGGCUACGUCGUCUCCAAUCACAUGAUAAACGAACCUCCUCCCAACAAGCCGUUCCGCAUCAUCGUCAUGGGCGCCGGCGCCGCCGGCAUCGACUUUCUCCACUUCGCCCCGAGCGCAUUUGCCGGUCUCGGCGUCGAAUACGUGUGUUACGACAAGAACUUAGACGUCGGCGGAACUUGGUACGAGAAUCGCUAUCCCGGUUGCGCGUGCGAUGUACCCAGCGUGGGCUACACAUUUCCCUGGAAGGCGAACCCGCGCUGGACGAGCUUCUACUCAACCUCUCAGGAGAUCUGGGCGUACAUGAAGGAGAUUGUCGAAGAAGAGGGCAUGAUGAAGCAUAUCCAGCUCCGUACGGAGAUCAAAUCUGCGAUAUGGGAUGAAGAUAAAAGCAAAUGGGUCGUCAAGCUCAGCAAGAGCGGUACUGAUGCUAGCCCGACGGAAUCAUUCAAAGGGGUAAUCCACCACACCGCUGCCUACCCCGAGGGCUUGGACCUCAAGGGUAAGCGCGUUGCGGUCAUAGGAUCUGGGAGCUCCGGUGUCCAGGUCGUAGCCUCAAUCUACCCCGAAGUAUCGAAGCUCUACACUUGGGUUCGAAGCCCAACAUGGAUCACGGCGGCAUUUGGCCAGCAGUUUGCCGGCGAAAAUGGUCGGAAUUUCGACUAUACCGAGAGUCAAAAAGAUGCUUUUGCUAGAGAUCCCAAAAUGUACCAUCGGUACAAGAAAAUGAUUGAAACUGAGCUAAACAAGAGGUUUCGACUCGUCCUCCGAAACACGAGGGAAUCCGACGAGGCGAACGCGUUCGCAUAUAAAGAAAUGGCCACAAAAUUGAGCCCAAAGACAGACCUCAUAGAUGUUAUUAUCCCCAAGGACUUUAACGUCGCCUGCCGCCGCCCGACACCGGGGAACGGGUACCUGGAGGCGCUUGCAGGAGAUAAAACCGAAGUUUUUACGCAGUCAAUUGGCGGCAUCACAGAGAAGGGCGUGAUAGACUCGGCCACGGAACAAGAAUACGAAGUCGACGUGAUUAUUUGCGCCACCGGCUUCGAUACGUCAUACCGCCCUCGUUUCCCGAUUGUAGGUUUGGACCCCAAAGUGCCGCUCUCGGUGAAGUGGGCAGACCAUCCCUCGAGCUAUCUCGGUGUCGGGGUGGACGGCUUUCCCAACUACGUGACCUAUUCCGGUCCCUCUAUCCCAGUAGCCCAGGGCUCCGUCUUGCCCAUCAUCUCGCUUUUGACCAAGCAUUUUGUGGAACUCAUCCAAAAGAUGCGAAGUCAGCACAUCCGCCGUCUCAGUCCAAAAGCCUCCGCAGUCCGCGACUUUACGGAGCACAGCAACACGUUUAUGCCUCGGACGUGCUGGGCGGAUCCGUGCACCAGCUGGUUCAAGCAAGGUACCAAGGACGGGCCCAUCAUUAUGUGGCCGGGGACGAGGCUGGCUUAUUUUGACGUGAUGAAGCAUCCCAAUUUCGAGGAUUACGAUAUCGAGUAUUGGAGUGGGAAUCGCUUUGGCUUUCUAGGGACUGGCUUUGUAGACUACGAAUUUACUGGCUCGGAGGACAAUGCGUGGUAUCUGGAUACCCUUUCGGACCAUAAGGAAUGGGAGAAAGGUGUUGCAUGUGGCCACGACGAGGAUGAGCUCAAGCUUGUCAACAAGGGACAAGUUCCCGCAUCUGCUGCGUCGUUCCUGCGCAACGGCACAACAUAA